AUGGAGGAGCUGCUGCUAAUUCAACUUAUUUCACUGUUCUGCUUUGUUGACAUUUCAAUAGCGACAUUGUCGUUCAACUGUGGAAUCUGUCAGCAAUCUUGUUAUUCAAGCUGUUCAACAGGCAGUUGUAACUGCCCGAAAACCUGCGCCCCUUUUUGUAGUUCGACUCAAAUGCAGAUGUCGCAAUGUAACAUUUGUCAAGAGAGCUGUUAUGCUUCCUGUCAAUCCGGGAGCUGUAACUGUCAACAGUCAUGCGCACACGUAUGUAGAGCUUCACAGUGUUCGUCUUGUCACCAAGCAUGUCAAACCGGUUGCCUAUCAGGCAGCUGUAAUUGUCAACAAGCUUGCGCACUUGUCUGUGUAGGCGUUCAGACACAAACUCAACCAUCGAGUUGUCAAAGUCGCUGCAUAGAACAGUGCACAUUGCCAUGCACGAGUCAAAUGUGCACCAACGCCUGUCAAUCAUCGUGUUCAGCAUCUUGUUCGGCAUCACAACUAUGUGUACAGACACCGGUCCAAACUGGGCAAUGUUCAUGUCAGAGCAGCUGCAAAAGUAGCUGUAUGGAGAAAUGCUUAGCAUAUGCAACUAUUAGUUACUGUCAACCUUCGUGUGAACAAACGUGUUCACAAUCGUGCCAAAAUGUGCAACAGAUAGUGAUGCCGUGCUCAAUCUCAUCUUCUGGAUGUUCAUGUUCCAGUGGCUAUUCGCAAUGUGGCGGCAAAGUUUGUUGCCGUCAUUAA
Messenger RNA from Necator americanus (New World hookworm), 741 nucleotides. RefSeq lists its product as uncharacterized. The transcript has 7 exons. The coding region runs from base 1 to 741 and encodes 246 amino acids. Lineage: Eukaryota; Metazoa; Nematoda; Chromadorea; Rhabditida; Ancylostomatidae. The record is from RefSeq and is a predicted model, not a curated record.